GGUGCAACAACCCUUAAUUACAAGGGAACUAUGCUCCCACUGCCUGCCCCGGAUAAAUGUGUGACAUUUCACUGCAGCAGCUAGGGUCCUGGUGAUAAGUGACACCCCGUGCACGGGAAAGCAGCGAUCUUUGUGUAGAUUGAUGAGAGUAUUUGACAGUCCCUGCACGAUGGGACAGAUGCUUUAAGAAGUUGCCCUCCUCCCAGCCUCCCGCCCCCACCUGGCGAGGGUCUCGCACAGUCCGCUGGCUGUAGUCUCACCGCUGGGGAGAGCUGCAACGUAACGCUGCCAGACCCUCGCAAAGCUGCACAUCCAGUCCAGCAGGCUGAGCCCUGGCCAGGGGAAGCAAGCUGCAAGAGCGCAGUAGCCAUUAUAACCAGGAAUACAGUGGGAAGGGCACGGCGAGACGGGAUCCUCUCUGCACUUGCAUUGAUGGAAACGGUUUCAGCAAUACCACACGGAUCUUACAGCCGAACGUAAUCAGGAGUGAUUAGGGUACGGGGGAGCCUCCUACCUGCUACAGAGCAGCACCUGCUGCAAUCUGGCGUCCUAAAGGUUGAUGAAGAGCCCUUAAACCUACUUCGCUCAGUAAUGAUGCUAUUCGCCUUGUGCAACUGAAAGUACAGAGGUCAUGGGUAACUCAUAUGCAGGACAGCUGAAAUCUGCUCGGUUUGAGGAAGCUCUUCACAAUUCUAUAGAAGCCUCCCUAAGGUGUAACAGUGUGGUGCCACGCCCAGUGUUCUCCCAGUUGUAUCUUACUGCUGACAACCCUACGUUCUCUCCAGAAGGUGUAGAUGUAAAGCCCAAAGUGGAGGAACUAGAGAAGGACUUUGCCCAGAGGUACACUCAGAAUGGCAGCCUGGAUUUCUCCAACAGUCAGAUGGUGUGUGAAAUAGAUGAGGAGGAUGAAGAUGACCUGUCCGAUUCAAAUAGUCCUCCUUUGCCAUAUGCCCAGAAACCAGCGCCCGAAGGCUCUUGUACUGUAGAUGGCUUCUGCCAAGCAGGAAAGGAUUUGCGUCUAGUUUCACUCAGCAAAGAGCAGAUUGACGUUCCUUCAGGGUUCCUUUUGGUUGGAGCGAAGACUCAGAGUAUCCCAGAGCACAUUCUUGUCUGUUCAGUGGAUAAAAGGUUUCUUCCUGAUGAUGAUGGGAAAAAUGCACUUUUAGGUUUCUCUGGAAAUUGUGUUGGCUGUGGAGAGCGGGGGUUCAGGUAUUUCACAGAGUUUUCAAAUCAUAUAAAUCUGAAACUUACAACUCAACCAAAGAAGCAGAAGCACUUAAAGUAUUACCUAGUGAGGAACUCCCAGGGGUUACUUUGCAAAGGUUCAGUUAUCUGCUGGAAAGACCCUCGAAGUCGACAAUGUCCGGUUCCUGUUGUUAAGCCAAUGACUUCCCUAUCGUUGACUUCAGAGAAUGGAAACAGUAAUGAAUAUAAGUCUGGAUUCCAGUCAGAAAUACAAUCAUACGCCUCAGCCAAAACACCUACUAUUCUUAAUUCAAGUACUCCUCAGGAUCUCUCCCGCAAUAAGGGUGUUGUGAAGCCUUUUCCACUACCAAUGCAUAUUGUAGGAAAGACUUAUACUGCAGCACCUUCAUUUCAUGUACCAGAAGUCCCCAAUGGAACCACAAGUGGUGCAAGAGCCACUGUGCUAAAUCCUACAACUUCUCAGCCUCUCGCUCACUCCACAUCUCCGAGCCCUGGCUGUGUUGCUGGAGACAAUGCAAUGAUGACUUUUUCUGGUCCACCCAAAAAAAGACACAGAGGAUGGCCUCCUAGCUCGCCAGUUCAAGCACCACUUUUGCCUUUUUCUACGCCACCUGUCCGUCCAAUCACAAGGCCAGCCUCUUUGCCACAGCCUACUUUGGGAGGUGUUUUCCAGCCACAGCCGAUUCCUGCAGGAGAGACCGUAAUUGUGCCUGAAAAUCUGUUGAAUAGCUCUGGCGUGCGGCCUGUUAUAUUGAUAGGUUUUGGUGUGUUGCCAUAUUUCUAUGGCAAUGUUGGAGAUAUUGUUGUAAGUCCGUUGUUGGUGAACUGCUACAAGUUACAGGAAUUAGAGAAGAAGGAACUGGAUCAGAUGGGAGUGGCCAGCAGCCAAUUCUUGAGCGUGGAAAACCUGAUUCUUCUGACUAUCCAAUAUCUUGUGCGGCUUGGUCCUGAUCAGAUACCGAUUCGUGAGGUUUUUGAACAGAUUGUGCUUAAAGCAUUGCAGGAAUUUACUUAUAAAGAGCGGUCUAUGCAGCUGCACCCUCAAGGCAUGUCCUUGUCACAGGCUCAACUGCCCUGGCUGGCUCGCUUGUUGGCCAGUGUUUCUCAAGAUCUAGUUCACGUCCUUGUUACACAGAACUCCCUGGCAGAAGGCAUCUCAGAGACCCUCCGUUCUAUUUGUGAUAUAAAACCUCAGCAAAAGCUCCCAGACUACGUAGUAACGAUCUGCUCCUCAAAGGUGCGAGGAAAUGAAUUUUGUGUGAUUGCACUUGGAAAAUAUCAAUCCCGGGUGCUAGCAGAGAGCAUGCUGACCACUAGUGAAUUCCUGAAGGAGAUAAGCUAUGAGCUCAUCACAGGCAAGGUCAGCUUCCUGGCCUCACACUUCAAAAACACCUCAAUGGGUGAUAAUUUGGACAGAUUGCUGGAGAAAAUCCAGAGGAAGAGAGGGGAUAAUGUCAUUAUUCCUUUUAACGGUGAUGUAAAAGAAUGUGUGUCAUCUCAGGAAGCGGUCAGCAUGGUUCCUACGCAAGCCAAAGGCUGUAACACAGACAGCUUCCAGAUCUGCCAGUCUCAGCUGAUGGUUGCUCGAAAGCUCCUGUCCCAGGUGUGUGCUAUUGCAGAUAGUGGGAAUCAGAGCCUUGAUUUGGGACGUUUCAGCAAAGUGGACUUCCUAAUAGUUGUCCCUCGCUCAGAAGUACUUGUAUCACAGACUCUGCAAAGAAUUAAACUAUCUGGGGUGCUGGUGGAUUUGGGUCUAGAGGAGACUGCAUGCGCCCAUCAGCGAGCUGAAAAGUAUGUUCUUCGUCUAGAUGGGGAAGUCCAAGCCAAAUUCGAUGCCUUUAUGAAAAAAGUGAAACAAAAUCCGUACACACUUUUUGUUCUAAUACAUGACACUAGCCAUGUGGAUUUAACAAGUGCUAUGUCUGCAACGUUGCCUCAUGGAGAUCCCACUCAGGGGCUGUCUGACCGGAUUGUUAAUAGUCGUGAAGUUCAGGAGGCGCAGAAUCUCAUUGUGCUGCAAGUCAGUGCCUAUCCUUAUGCCUUACAGACGCAGCAGUCUAAGAUCAGCCACAGCAAUGAGGUGCACUGGAUCCAACCAGACAUGGCAGAAGAAGGAAGCAGUGAAGACAAACUUUACUUUGGCAUCAAUGAAUACAGCAAGUCUCUACAAUGGGGCAUUACCAGCCCACUUCUCCGAUGUGACGAGACUUUUGAGAAAAUGGUCAACACUCUUCUGGAAAGGUACCCCAGGUUACACAGCAUGGUGAUUCGAUGCUACCUACUCAUUCAGCAGUAUUCUGAAGCUCUUAUGGCACUAACUACCAUGGCUUCGCUCAGAGACCACACCACACCAGAGACACUGAGCAUUAUUGAUGACCUCCUUAGCUCGCCCGGAAAAGACAAAAGUGGCCGUGGACACAUGCUCAUAAUCAGAGUCCCUUCUGUGCAGCUGGCAAUGUUGGCAAAGGAGAGACUACAGGAAGUGAGAGACAAGCUAGGAUUGCAGUAUCGCUUUGAAGUACUCCUUGGUAAUCCUGCAUUGGAGCUUUGUGUUGCUAAACACUUUGUGACCAGAUUAAAGGUGUGGAGAGGAUGCGAACAAGAAGACUGGGUUCCUAGAACUUUUAAGGACUUGGAAGGACUACCUUGUAUUUUAGUUCUUACUGGUAAAGACCCCCAUGGGGAAACUUUCCCAAGAUCACUGAAGUACUGUGAUCUGCGGCUAAUUGACUCCAGUUUUUUAACCCGAACGGCAUUGGAGCAAGAAAUUGGCCUAGCUUGUUGCUAUGUUUCCAGAGAGGUCAUUAGAGAACCUGUGACCGUUCUGGACCUGAGUGACAAGGAUGCGGACAAAGUUAAUCCAAUUGAGAAUGACUCUGAUGAGCUGUUUAUAGACCUGGACAGACCACAAAGUAAUGGAAGUGAAGUCACAGGCACUUCAGGUUCCAUUGCAGAAAAUGGAGUCAGUUCCUCCAGUGCAGCGGACGAAAUCCAGAGACAGCCGGCCAACCUUGACUUUCAGAAUGUUGCAAACAGCUCAGUGGAUGAAGGCACUUACCCAAAUUCUACAGCCAGUGAUCUUAAACCAGAAUGUGACUCUUUAGGAACUCAACUGGCCAGUAGCACAACAUCCAAACUAUCCACCUCAUCAUCACAGACUUUCCAGUGGACUCACCAUUCAGGGAACAAAAGUAGGACGUUAAAUUUAGCUUUGCCCCGGAUUGUGGUUCUUUCUAAGGCUACUUAUAAUCUCCUGGCUUCUCAGAAAAAUGGCCAUACACCUUCUGCAGUUUUCCUCUUGCCCCAUGCUGAUGUGAGUUGGUUGAGAUCAUUGAGGCCUUUUAUUUCUAAAGACUUAAGCAGUGAAGAACAGUCCCUUUACUACAGGCAAUGGACAACAGCCAGACAGCACCAUGCCGAUUUUGUCAACACAAGUGAGCCUUCAGGAACAAGGAAUGUUCAUCCUCGUCGCCUUCUUCUGACUGGACCCCCACAGGUGGGUAAGACUGGUGCUUACCUGCAGUUCCUCAGGAUACUGUACCGCAUGCUGAUCCGACUACUGGAGGUAGACGUUUAUGAUGAGGAGGCUAUUAAUGCAGGUGUGGAGGAGGAAGGAGAUGCAGCACCCACAACAGACAAUGAGUUAUGGCCAGAUAUUGAAGUUUUCAGCAAAAUUCCUUUUGACAUCACUGUGCACGAUCCAAAAUAUCGACAUGUCAGCCCUCUCUACACUGCGCACAUUCCACAAGCAAAACCAGACUCGCUUGGAGUGAGAUCUAAUGAGCCACGGAAACGCGAAACUGUUUCUAUGAUGCUGACAAAAUAUGCAUGUUACAACACGUUUCAUCACUGCGAGCAGUGUCACCAGUACAUGGAUAUUGGUUCCGCAUUACAGACUCCUGAAUCUACCAUACACGCUUUCACCUUUUCAUCCUCCAUGCUUGGAGAGGAGGUUCAGCUUCACUUCAUCAUACCCAAGUCCAAAGAGCAUCAUUUUGUCUUUAGUAAGCAGGGCAAGUACCUGGAGAGCAUGAUGCUCCCUCUGGUGUCUGAUAAACAAAACCCAAACAUGGUUAAAAGCCCCAUUUUCACUCCAUCGAGCGGCCGCCAUGAGCAUGGUCUACUGAACCUCUUUCAUGCUAUGGAAGGCAUCGGCCACCUACAUAUCAUGGUGGUGAAGGAAUAUGAAAUGCCACUCUACAGAAAGUACUGGCCAAACCACAUCAUGUUGGUUCUCCCUAGCAUGUUUAACAACGCAGGAGCUGGAGCUUCCAGAUUCCUUAUUAAAGAGCUGUCUUACCACAACUUGGAGCUGGAACGAAAUCGCAUGGAGGAGCUCGGAGUCAAACGUCAGUGUGUGUGGCCUUUCAUUGUUAUAAUGGAUGACUCCUGUGUUUUAUGGAACGUACAUAGAAAAGUUCCAGAGCAAUCAAGCCAAUCAACAGAGACUGAUGCUGGCAUUAGGAAUGUGUCCCUGAAGUAUGUUUUGCAACACAUGGAAGCCACACCGAAGAUCACCAAUUAUGCAAUGCUGGGGCUCCAGAAGUGGAACAGCAAAUUAAACGCUACCUUGCCUAAGUGUCCAUUUUCCAGGUGCCAUGUUCAUGACUUCAUACUGCUUAGCGUAGACCUGGCCCAGAAUGUGCAAUAUGACCUCAACAGGUACUUCUGUGAAGAUAUAGACUUUAACCUUCGAGUAAACAGCGGUGGGUUGCUGAUCUGCUGCUUCAACAACUUCAGCCUUAUGAAGAAGCAUAUUCAUGUGGGAGGGCACAAGGACUUCAUCAUUAAGCCCAAAAUUGUGGUAACAGAAAGUACUGGUCCCAUUUCCCCUAUGCAGUAUGUCUGUGCCCCAGACAGUGAGCAGACCCUCCUGGCUGCUCCAGCCCAGUUCCUGCUGGAGAAGUUUCUCCAGCACAGCUCUCAAAAGCUAUUCCCGAAGGCCAUUAACAAUCUGAGGAACCCAUUACUGGCUAUAGACUGCUAUUUGAACCUAGGAAGUGAGGUUACCCUGUGCUACGUGAGCUCCAGGCCACACUCUGUGAAUGUUAACUGUGAGGGAGUGGCGUUCAGUGGACUCUUGCUCUAUCUGUGUGACUCCUUUGUCUGCGCAGGGAUGCUAAAGAAGUUCAAGUUUCUUAAAGGUGCCACACUUUGUGUUAUUUGUCAGGACAGAAGUUCUCUCCGGCAGACGAUUGUGCGACUGGAGCUGGAAGAUGAAUGGCAGUUCAGACUGCGGGAUGAAUUUCAGACUGCGAACAGUAGUGAUGACAAACCACUCUAUUUCCUUACUGGGCGCCAUGUUUGAGCUUUAGGAAGUUGUGGGAGUUUUUUUUUUUUUUUUUAAUGAGGUGCCAAGACAAUGACAUUAAUUCUGGCGCAUGUGCUAAACAGUCGGGAACUUUCAUUUCUAAGAUGGACAGCAUUUUAUACGGUUUAUGGGAAAACAUGAUUGUCACUUAUGGACCAAUGUCAGUUGGUACAGAGCAGUUUCCUUAGCUGGCUUUAAAUGUCUCCUUAAACCUUUCCUUUACUGUCAUGGACAUAGUGGGUCAAGGUACCUGUUCUAUCGUAACUGCUUCUCAGGGGUUAACGAUUACCAAAAGUUGGAUAGCGGAGCAAUCUCUUCCGGUGUCAGUGUUGAUGUUUUUGUGUGCUGAUCGACGUGUUUUGUGACGAAACGCAGCAAAUUGUUUGUCUCACCACAAGUGACAGCAGUGCCUCCUUCAACAGUUGUAAAACUGAUUUUAUAAUUUGUUUCACAAAAAGCCAGUGAUAAUGAAGCAACGGUGCAAUGAUCGUCUUGCCGCCCAAUCAUUGGUGGUCGCUCUACCGGCAGUUGGAAUGUACCGUCCUAACCCAAAGUAGGCCUUUGGGGAUCUGUUCUCAAAGUUUGUAGGGCCACAAGUUUUGUUGCCUCCUUGUGGCUCUGACUGGCCUCCAACGUCCCAUUGCUUAUAACUGUCACAUAAUGAGCAGUAUUCUCCCAUCUCAUAUUUAAUUACGUUCAAGCAUUAUACCCAUGACUCAAAAAUACUAACCUUGUAGCAUUUUAAAUGAUGUACAGUAUGUGUAUUUGAUGCUGUAAGUCUUAAUUUCCAAAUCCUGUACUAGUGCUUUGACACUGUUUAACCGCUUUCAGUAAUCCUUUGUUUAAAGGGAUUAAAUGUAUGUAAAAGGAGUCUAAAGGGCGUCUCUUGUGAAAAGGGGGGGACACUGAUUUUUCUUUUUCUUUGUGGAGUAGUCAUGCUAUAUUUAUUAAUCAUCCAUCUUUCCCUAUUAGCUUAGUGAUACAUACCUUUUUACUCUUAUCCUAUAUAGUAAUAGGCCAACCCUGCUCCUCACCUCUAUGGGUGGAAUUCAAGUGUUUUGCGCUCCAGUGGCCACAAGAUGUUGCCCAACGGAGCAAUUCAACUGUUGCUCUGUUUGGACACACACAGCCGCCGGCGCUGACACUGUUUAAAGUACCUAACCAAAGAUUGCUGCACCUGUAUACAGCACCGUGUUCACACAUCAUUCCUAACCUGCAAGUAACACUUUUUGGAAAAUGUGGAAAUGUACCAUCUGUAGAAGUGUUAACAUAUUAAAGAUGAAUUGUUUACAAAUUAGAACAAAAUAUUUAAUAUAUUAGAAAAGUGUUUGCAUACUUGUAUCAUACACUGCAUUGAUUUGUGUUGCACAUUUUUAAAUUGUCUAUUUUACAACUUUUUUUUUUUUUUUUAAUUGCUUACUCUGGCGCACUCCUUACUUUCCCUUUCCCAUACUGUUCAAAAAACAGAGGAGUUACCACUAUUUUUGUCUAUGAAGAAAUCAAUUUUAAGAGUGGCUUAGCCCAGGAGGACCUUACACUAAACGGGCUAAGAGUGACCGAGAAUAAAGGAUGAUAUGUAACCUGUAUUUCUGUUUUGUGACAAGUAUAUUGCAACUCUCUAUUUCAUAAUAUUUCAUUAUAUUGGUGGCCCUUUUGGCAGAAGUUCCUGCAGUCAAAUACGUUUUAUAGCCUGCUGUUGUUUUUCAAUUUGCACUAAAUUACUUAAUUAACAGGUGUGGUAAACCAUCUAGCCUGCAUGCUUUGACAUGCUAAGAUGGCAUUUCUACAGUCUUUUGAAAUGUACCCUCCUUAUACCUGCCACCAAAGAAAGCAGGAAUAUGUACUAUUAUUGUCUAGUUUUAGUUUAUUUUUGUUUGUUUUUUAUUAAUUAUUGUGGCUGACAUUAUCCUAACCUUGCCUAGAUCAUGAAAAAUGCCGAUACUGAAUGUAAGUUGAAAUGUGAUCAUAUUAAUACCAUGCCUAUUAUGUUGUAACUUAUACAAUUUGAUUAAUGGGAGUUUAAAAUACGCUGCUUAAAAAAAAAAGAUACUUUGACCAAAAACAUGGUGAAUUUGGCUUCACUAGUCAAUCUACCUCAUGCUGUCUUAUUGUGUGCAGAUUGGUUAAUUUAAUCAUUUAAUUUACCUAUUUUUGAUGGUAUUAAAGUUAUUUACUGAAAUAC
Pseudophryne corroboree (corroboree frog) is the source of this 8699-nucleotide messenger RNA. It is a transcript of the gene GREB1L, whose product is annotated as GREB1 like retinoic acid receptor coactivator. Gene Ontology annotation, biological process: multicellular organism development; kidney development. Bases 632 to 6514 code for a protein of 1960 amino acids. The record is from RefSeq and is a predicted model, not a curated record. Lineage: Eukaryota; Metazoa; Chordata; Amphibia; Anura; Myobatrachidae. The transcript is spliced from 34 exons.